Theobroma umbraticum is the source of this 1675-nucleotide messenger RNA. RefSeq names its product carbamoyl phosphate synthetase A (gene CARA). Gene Ontology annotation, biological process: 'de novo' pyrimidine nucleobase biosynthetic process; L-glutamine metabolic process; L-arginine biosynthetic process. The record is from RefSeq and is a predicted model, not a curated record. Gene Ontology annotation, molecular function: carbamoyl-phosphate synthase (glutamine-hydrolyzing) activity. NCBI's taxonomy places the organism in Eukaryota, Viridiplantae, Streptophyta, Magnoliopsida, Malvales, Malvaceae. Gene Ontology annotation, cellular component: cytoplasm; carbamoyl-phosphate synthase complex.
UUGUCUUUUAGCCCAAACCCAAAGGCAGCGGUUUAUCACUGGUAGCUUCGUUGUAGCUCAACGCACAUAAUAAAACCCUAAAGAAGGAAGACGAACAUUUUCAGAGAAAAAAAUGGGCAUGAAAGCUGUGGAUUUCUCGCUUAGAAUCAACCCUUCUAUUUGCUUUACUCAAAACCCACCAAAACCUUUCUCCAAACUCAUCAGAUGCUCUCUCUCCCCUGACGGUGCCGCCACUGGGUUGGCGGAGAGGCCAUGGAAGUUAGCGGAUGCAAGGCUGGUUCUUGAAGAUGGUUCUGUUUGGAGGGCUAAAUCUUUUGGUGCCUCUGGAACCCAAGUCGGUGAAGUGGUUUUCAACACUUCUUUAACCGGGUAUCAAGAAAUUCUAACAGACCCUAGUUAUGCUGGUCAGUUUGUCCUGAUGACCAAUCCACAUAUUGGCAACACUGGAGUAAAUUUUGAUGAUGAAGAAUCAAGUCAGUGCUUUCUUGCGGGCCUGGUGAUUAGAAGUCUAAGUAUUACCACUUCAAAUUGGAGAUGUGCAGAAACCCUUGGUGAUUACUUAGCAGAAAGAAAUAUUAUGGGAAUUUAUGAUGUUGAUACACGUGCAAUCACCCGCAGAUUGAGGCAAGAUGGAAGUCUUAUUGGGGUUUUGAGCACUGAACAAUCUAAACCAGAUAAAGAACUUUUGGAAUUGUCACGUUCAUGGGACAUUGUAGGUAUUGAUUUAAUAAGCGGUGUUUCCUGCAAUGCCCCUUAUGAAUGGGUUGAUAAAACAAAAUCAGAAUGGGACUUCAACUCCAAUGGAAGAGAUCGAGAGACUUACAGAGUUAUUGCCUAUGAUUUUGGGAUCAAGCAUAAUAUACUUCGGCGCGUAGCAUCUUAUGGCUGUCAAAUCACUGUUGUCCCAUCCACGUGGCCUGCUGCUGAAACCCUUAAGAUGAAGCCAGAUGGAGUUCUUUUCAGCAAUGGUCCUGGAGAUCCUUCGGCAGUUCCUUAUGCUGUUGAAACGGUUAAGGAAAUUCUGGGAAAAGUUCCUGUUUUUGGAAUUUGCAUGGGCCAUCAGUUACUUGGCCAGGCCUUGGGUGGUAAAACCUUUAAGAUGAAGUUUGGUCACCAUGGAGGAAAUCAUCCUGUUCGCAACCUUCGCAAUGGUCGUGUUGAGAUUAGUGCUCAGAAUCACAACUACGCAGUUGAUCCUGCAUCACUCCCUGAGGGUGUGGAAGUGACUCAUGUCAAUCUUAAUGAUAGAAGCUGUGCUGGUCUUGCAUAUCCUGCUUUAAAUAUUAUGUCUCUUCAGUACCAUCCUGAAGCAUCCCCAGGACCUCAUGAUUCAGAUUGUGCUUUUAGAGAAUUCGUAGAGCUUAUGAAGUUAACAAAACAAGCUGCUUGAAGGAAUCUGUGACUUCCAAAGGUUCAAAUUUUUGGGUGUUGUCUAUGAUUGGUGAUGAUUUGAAGGGCUAUUGUUUGGUUGAUUUUUGCUUUAUCUGGAGAGAAGGAAGAAGGGAGUGCUCUAUGUCACAAUUCUGUAUGAAAUAGUUUAGAUACUUUAUAUGUUUUCUAUUUUUGAACUGUACUUGAUGAGUUAUAGAAAGAUGAACACCGAUUAUUGGCAUUAACUUUUGACUCACAAUACACUUUGUAGUUUUAGCAUAAUAUUAUCAUGUUUUCAAAGUGA